ACGACUUGAGCGCGCGCCAGCAGCAGUUUCCAGCUGUGCUCGUGAACCCGCCCGUCAGUUGCUCGGUUUGUCCUGCGGUGCUUCGGCUCUUCUCUCUGCUCCUCUCGUCCCCGCUCACCGCUGCUGUUCGUCGGUGUAGAAUACAGCCUGCUCUCCCGGUCCUCUUGCUCCUUCCUCCGGGCUGAAACUGCCCCUGUUCCCCUCUCGGUCCUCCAGCUUCUCCGACCUUCCCUGGGGGAGCUCCACGGGUUCUCCUUCGGUUCCCCGCUGACAGCUCCCCAGGUCCAGCAUCGCUUUGGAGCUGCACGGGUUUCUUUACCUCCCGGAUCAUCGGUUUAAAGUUUCCAGAGCCGGUUCUUUGAGGUCCAGCAUGGGUUGGUGUGUCCCGGUUCUGCUGUCACUCAUCGGCGCUCAGCUCGCUGCGGGAGUCCCGGACGGACCGGACGUCCAAGUGAUCGACGUGUUGGGUCUGCAGGACUCGAAGCAGAGCGUUGCAGCAGUGGAGAAGCUGUCUGGUGGUCUGAGCGCGCUCAGUGACAUCUAUGUGGUGUCCACGUUUAGGCUGCCAGCAAAGCUCGGAGGAGUCCUGCUGGGCAUCUACAGCAAGCAGGACAACAGGAAGUACCUGGAGGUCGCCAUCAUGGGGAAGAUCAACAAAGUCCUGGUUCGUUACGUCAAAGCUGACGGGAAGGUCCACACCGUGAACAUGCAGAACGCUAACCUGGCUGAUGGACGGACUCACUCCAUCAUCCUGAGAGUUGGUGGCCUUCAGCGUAACAACAUCAACAUGGAGCUGUAUGUUGACUGCCGACUGGCUGACUCCAGCCAGGGCCUGCCGCUGCUGGUUCCCCUGCCCAGAGAGGUGGAGAUGGUGGAGAUUAGACACGGGCAGAAGGCUUAUGCCCGACUCCAGGGGGCUUUGGUGUCCCUCAUGAUGGCUUUAGGGGGCAGCGUUGCUAAAGCUGGAUCUCUGACUGACUGCCCGUUCCAAGGAGACUCGUCAUCCCAUAACUCAGUGAGCGGCGAGGUGAACUCCAUCCUGGGUGACCACACCAAGGCUCUGAUUGGCCAGCUCAUUAUCUUUAAUCAGAUCCUGGGAGAGCUGCGACAGGACAUCAGAGAACAGGUGAAGGAGAUGUCUCUGAUCAGGAACACCAUCCUGGAGUGUCAGGUUUGCGGUUUCCACGAGCCUCGUUCCCGCUGCUUUCCUAACCCCUGUUACAAAGGUGUGUCCUGCAUGGAGAGUCUGCACUACCCAGGAUAUACCUGUGGUCCCUGUCCACCUGGAACCACUGGCAAUGGGACACACUGCAGGGACAUUGAUGAGUGCGAGGUGCAGCCAUGUUUCUCUCCCCAAGCCUGUGUGAACACAGCUGGGGGGUUCAGCUGUCAGCCAUGUCCUCCAGGCCUGUGGGGGGCGCCACUGUCUGGAACUGGACUGGACUACGCUAAGACGCACAAACAGGACUGUGUGGACAUUGAUGAAUGUGUUGAUCUACCUGACGCCUGCGUGCCAAACUCUGUGUGCGUCAACACUGUGGGCUCGUACAAAUGUGGAGGCUGCAAACCUGGUUUUCUUGGUAACCAAACAUCAGGAUGCUUCCCUAGGAAGUCCUGUGCUGCACUGACCUUUAACCCCUGUGACGUCAAUGCCCACUGUGCCAUGGAGAGGAACGGAGAGGUUGCCUGCAGGUGUAAUGUGGGCUGGGCCGGUAACGGGAACACGUGCGGUAUGGACACGGACAUUGACGGGUAUCCCGACCGCUCUCUGCCCUGCAUGGACAACGACAAACACUGCAAACAGGACAACUGUGUGUUCACACCAAACUCUGGCCAAGAGGAUGCCGAUAACGAUGGGAUUGGAGAUCAGUGUGAUGAGGAUGCUGACGGGGACGGCAUCAAAAACGUGGAGGAUAACUGUCGUUUGGUUCCUAACAAAGACCAGCAGAACUCGGACAGCGACUCAUUCGGAGACGCCUGUGACAACUGUCCCAACGUCCCCAACAGCGACCAGAAAGACACAGACAACAACGGACAGGGAGACGCCUGCGACCAGGAUAUCGACGGAGACGGUAUUCCCAACGUUCUGGAUAACUGUCCAAAGGUACCGAACCCGAUGCAGACAGACAGAGACAGAGAUGGAGUCGGAGACGCCUGCGACAGCUGUCCUGAGCUCAGCAACCCAAUGCAGACUGAUGUAGACAACGACCUGGUCGGAGACGUUUGCGACACCAACCAGGACACGGACGGUGACGGUCACCAGGACAGCAGAGACAACUGUCCAGACAUCCCCAACAGCUCCCAGCUGGACUCCGAUAACGACGGCCUGGGAGAUGACUGCGACCACGACGAUGACAACGACGGCAUCCUCGAUGACUACGACAACUGCAGACUCAUCGUUAACCCCAAUCAGAAAGACUCAGAUGUGAACGGUAUCGGAGAUGUCUGUGAAAACGACUUUGAUAACGACGCUGUGAUGGAUUUGAUCGAUGUGUGCCCGGAGAGUGCCGAGGUCACUCUGACAGACUUCAGAGCCUAUCAGACUGUCAUCCUGGACCCGGAGGGUGACGCACAGAUUGACCCCAACUGGGUGGUGCUGAAUCAGGGUAUGGAGAUUGUCCAGACGAUGAACAGCGAUCCUGGUUUAGCCGUAGGCUACACGGCAUUUAAUGGCGUUGACUUCGAGGGAACGUUCCACGUCAACACGGUUACGGACGACGACUACGCUGGCUUCAUCUUUGGCUACCAGGAUUCAUCCAGCUUCUAUGUGGUGAUGUGGAAACAGACAGAGCAGGCUUACUGGCAAUCCAUACCUUUCAGAGCCAUGGCCCAGCCCGCCCUGCAGCUCAAGGCGGUAAAGUCUCGGACGGGACCAGGUGAGUUCCUGAGGAAUGCCUUGUGGCACACGGGAGACACACCUGGAGAGGUGAAGCUGCUCUGGAAGGACCCGCGAAACACCGGCUGGAUGGACAAAACGUCCUAUCGCUGGCAGCUCAGCCACCGACCGCAGGUGGGAUACAUCAGGGUAAAGCUGUUUGAGGGGACACGCGUGGUGGCAGACUCUGACGUUGUGGUCGACACCACCAUGAGAGGAGGACGACUUGGUGUCUUCUGCUUCUCCCAGGAAAACAUCAUCUGGUCCAACCUGCGCUACAGAUGCAAUGACACGGUGCCUGAAGACUUCCAGACUCAUCGUAAACAAGUUCUGAUGCACAUUCAGGUCUGAGAGCUGCAGACGGACUGUUAACACAACCCCACACACACCGUUAAAACAUGAGUACACACAGAGCCUGAGCUUCUCUCAACCCACCUUAACUGUAGUCUGAAUGCCAGCUGAGAAUGUCCAGUCUGAAUGAGCGAGUGUGUUUAUGUGAGAGAAAGCAGCCAAAGAGCAAACAGUCUGGGGAAAGCACCUGAACGCAUCAUCAGGGUCCUUCUGCGUGAUGUUUGAGUGUCUCAGUUUGUUUUUUCAAUAUAAACAUGGAAACGUAACGACAGAAACUAAGGAGAAGAAGAAUAGGUCCACGUUAACAUUUAGUGUAUGAUAGUAAUGAUAUGUACCUCUUUUUUUUUAUUGUCAGUGAAUUUAUGUGACUGUAGGAGAAGCUGUGUAUCUCAGUCUGCAUCAUUAAUAACUGGAGCGAAAUGGCGAAUGAGUUCGAACCAAAACGUGUCAGGGUGCACUUUACGUACACGUGACAUCACUAAACCUUUGGAGGGUUUAUCUUGUAAUCUUUGGAAGCCAAAAUCAUAACUGACCUUAAAAUCAGAUUAACGCCCUCACAGUGGUUCUAAUAGUUUAGGACUUUUCCAUCUUCAGGUGAAGAACAGCAGCUUCACUCUGUGAAUUUUCCCAUUUUCGUGGUAAUUGUUCCCAAUUGACCCCAAAUACAAUAUUGCAUUUUUCUCGGCACUCCUCGAUCAUCUCCUGUCCAGUUUGCUGUGGAGCUCCAGCAAACGUGGCGUGAAAGCUGUCGCUUGUUGCUUCAUCUCAACAACGCGUCGGCGCGCUCGUCUUUCAUUCGUGUUCCCCAGACUCUCCUCUCUCUGCUUGUUACUGAUCUGGGUUUAUUUCAAGUUCACGUUCAUCACCGAUGUUUAAAACAGACAAAGACGUGUAAAUCAGCAUCCUGACAGCCGGAAACACACAGACUUCAUUUCCAAAACAAUGUGCGUCCUUUAACAACAAACAGCAAACACAAACCUCUCAUGCUGAGACCUGAUAAGCUAACGUUACAGAGAAGAGUCUUUGAUUCAAACAAAAAGUGAAAUGCAUGUUUUGUGUGUCUUCAAAUGUACAUAUGUUUGUUGAAAUAAACCCAACCAUGACUUUUCCUACAA
Messenger RNA from Oreochromis aureus, 4341 nucleotides. RefSeq names its product thrombospondin 3a (gene thbs3a). Gene Ontology annotation, cellular component: extracellular region. Gene Ontology annotation, molecular function: heparin binding; calcium ion binding. Gene Ontology annotation, biological process: cell adhesion. Lineage: Eukaryota; Metazoa; Chordata; Actinopteri; Cichliformes; Cichlidae. The record is from RefSeq and is a predicted model, not a curated record. Bases 371 to 3226 code for a protein of 951 amino acids. The transcript has 23 exons.